AUGGCCACCUCCACCAUGUCUGUCUGCUCUGACGCUUGCACCAACUCCUCCUGGCAGGUGGAUGACUGCCCAGAGAGCUGCUGUGAGCCCUGCUGCUGUGCCCCCAGCUGCUGCCACUGCUGUGUCCCCAGCUGCUGUGCCCCAGCCCCCUGCCUGACCCUUGUCUGCACCCCAGUGAGCUGUGUGUCCAGCCCCUGCUGCCAAUUUUCCUGCUGCACACCCUCAUGCUGCCAGCAGUCUAGCUGCCAGCCAGCUUGCUGUACCUGUUCCCCUUGCCAACAGCCCUGCUGUGUGACCCUUUGCUGCAAGCCUGUCUGCUGUGUGCCAGUCUGCUGUGGCGCUUCCUCCUCAUGCUGCCAGCAGUCUAGCUGUGAGUCCUCUUGCUGCACCUCUUCUCCCUGCCAGCAGCCCUGCUGUGAACCUAUCUGUUGUGAGCCUUUGUGUUGUGAACCUGUCUGUUGCACACCCAUCUGCUCUGGACCAUGCUGCCAGCAGUCUAGCUGCCAGUCUUCAUGCUGCCAAUCUCCCUGCUGUGUGCCUGUCUGCUGCAAGCCUGUCUGCUGCACACCCAUCUGCUCUGGCUCCUCCUCCUGCUGCCAGCCCUCCUGCUGUGCUCCAGUCUGCUGCAAGCCCUGCUCCAGUGUGUCCCUGCUGUGUCGCCCUGUGUGCAGACCUGCCUGCUGUGUGCCCACCUCCUCCUGCUGUGCCUCCUCCUGCCAGCCCAGCUGCUGCUGUCCAACCUCCAGUGUGUCCCUGCUGUGCCGCCCUGCCUGCUCCAGACAGGCCUGCUGUGGACAGAAGUCCAGCUGCUGA
This is a messenger RNA of Mus caroli (Ryukyu mouse), 813 nucleotides long. RefSeq lists its product as uncharacterized. Gene Ontology annotation, cellular component: keratin filament. NCBI's taxonomy places the organism in Eukaryota, Metazoa, Chordata, Mammalia, Rodentia, Muridae. The record is from RefSeq and is a predicted model, not a curated record.